AUGCCCGCUUCUUCGCUCGUCAAGUCUGUCGCCCUCGCUGGAGCUGGCACACUCGGAUCCGUCAUCCUUCCUGAGCUCCUCAAGGCCGGCUUCGUGACGACUGUCCUCACCCGCAAAGACUCGAAUCGCGACUCGUCCUUCCCGUCGGGCGCCCUCGUCAAGGAGGUCGACUACGCGUCGUCUUCGUCGCUUGUCGAUGCCCUCGAGGGUGUCGACGUCGUGAUUGCGACCCUCACCGACCGAGACGCCCAAGUCGCCCUCGUCAAAGCGGCCAAGGAGGCUGGCGUCAAGCUCUUCGUUCCGGGCGAGUUCGGCAAUCCUACGACGAAUAUCGAGCAGAGCGAAGUGCACCCGAUCAUAUACGGCAAGAAGCAGAUUCAGGACUCGCUCAAAAGCGUCGGUUUGUCCGCUCUCCUCAUCUUCAACGGACCGUUCACCGAUACAACUUUCAAUGCCUUCCUCGGCUUCGACACGACGACUGGACGAAUUCGCCUCGUCGGCAAAGGCGACACCCCGAUCAGCUGGACCACUCGUCUUGACGUCGCUCGCUUCCUCGUCCACCACCUCUCUACGCUCACAUCCUUCCCAUCGCCGUCCGAGCCAGCCAUCCUUCGUAUCGAGGGCGACCGCAAGACGUACAACCAGAUCGUCGACAUCUACCGUCGCCUUCACCCAGAGCAGGACGUCCGUGUCGAGUAUGUGCCCGUCAAGGAGGCGGAGAAGAUCGCCAAGGACGUACAGAGCGACUUCAUCAAGAGCUUCAUCGAGUUCUUGUUGCUGAGCUGGGAGAAGGGUGCGACGGUUGACCGCGGACACGAGCUCGACAACGCUAGGUGGCCGGAGUGGAAACCGAAGAGCGUUGAGGAUGUCCUCAAGGAGCAGGCUUGA
This is a messenger RNA of Rhodotorula toruloides NP11, 888 nucleotides long. Its product is annotated as NmrA-like domain containing protein. Lineage: Eukaryota; Fungi; Basidiomycota; Microbotryomycetes; Sporidiobolales; Sporidiobolaceae. The record is from RefSeq and is a predicted model, not a curated record. The coding region runs from base 1 to 888 and encodes 295 amino acids. The transcript is spliced from 2 exons.